CUUCCAAUGAAAAUAAUCAUGUUGAGAACAGCACACAAGGAAGAUGACAACGCUGCCUUUCUUUAUGUCCUCGAUCACCGCGAUGCCCAGUAAGAUUUCAUCGCCAUAGUUUUCCUAGACGGUGAGCCUCCGCAAGAUAAAAAGGCCACAGCAUCAUGACAGAGAACGCAGCAGCGUUGGCUUCCUUAAGCCAGAUAUGUGGCGCAGAAUUGCGUCUGGCGGAGCUGGUUUACAUCCGGUUCUAUGCGCAACAUCCAACUUCGAGGAGUGCUGCAUUGCAACAGUUAAGGCUUUAAGAAAUUUGUAUCUUUCGCCAAGUAUUACCCAGGAGUUGUAAGACAUCGUGGAGCUGCUGACCCAGUGUCUCCUGUGGUCUAAGGAAAAUGCAGAUCAUGGUGCUCAAGAAUCAGUUGAUACUCUUCAAGAAUCGUAGAUGACGUAGAUGACGCUGAUGAUCCUCUAAGCCUCGAGGUGGGAUCAUUUGAGUAAGUACUAAGUAGAAAUAAUCAUUUGCGUAAGUAAGUACUUGGAUAUUUAUAAAGCUCUCCUUUUCGUUUUAAGGACUUGGAUAUUUAAAGCUCUCCUUUUUCGUUUUCUACUUGGAUAUAAAGCUCUCCUUUUCGUUUUCUUUUCUAUCGCUAUACUGUCCUUUCCUCCGUUCUACUCUCUUUUUCUUUUCUAUCGCUAUCCUAUUCUAUCCUCCGCUUUAAAACACGUCACGCGUCGCUGUUAUCUCGGGAUUGGGAAGCAUGCUCUGUAUUUGGUCAAAAGGGACCUCUCGGAUAUGAUUCCAGGUGGCCAGAUCUAUUUCGCCCAUAUUGAGCAAUUGUUAAGGCCCAGAUAGAAGUAUUAGUAAGUAUUAGUAACUGUGACUGUGAAGGCCCAAAUAGUAUUAGUAACUGUAGUGACUGUGUUGAGUAACACUUAACUGUGUUGGGUAACACCCGCCCCAGAUAGUAUUAGUAACUGUGUUCUUGAGUAACUACACUAUUUAGUGACUGUAACUAACACCAUUAGAAAGUUUCUUUUUUCUAGUUAGGUCGGCUCCACCACAACUAUUAGAAAGUCUCUACGGUGGUCGCGAAUUUUCAAUGAAGAAGUAGAUACUUCACUCUAAUCCUCUAAUCCUAGUAGAAGACAGUAUGGGGCAUACGGAUUUCUGUGUGCAGAUGAACGAGAACCGCCCAAGCAAUUGGGACUCACCUCGGCUCUUCAUCGUUGCUGCUAAUCGAGCGACCAUCUUGAAGCAAAUCGAGAUUGCGUUUCUGUCAGACCAUAUGUGGCGUUUCGCGAGAGUGGUGUCGUUUCCGAAAGUUACGGGGAUGGAGUACUUAUGUUCCUUUUUAAGCGGCAACCAAAACCAUGUUGGCACAGAGGCAGAUUCGCUGGCUCUAUUGGAUCGUAGAGGAGCGGGCUCCUUACUUUCUAGUCGACUCCUUGGGUGUAAUAAAGGAUUUACAUCACUCCUGUGCAAUAAAGGAUUUACCAGUUGUAGUCAUAGUCAUAGUGCGAUUCGUAGUUUCUAAUUUUCUAGUCGCAUGCUUGAACGAUUUGGAGCUGCGGGAACGGGGGUCCCACACGGAACAAGGGGUCUACACUAUGGAACGGCAUCUUCUGGUGCUCCCUUUCGCAGGUUUCCGAAGGUGGGAACUUGGAGAAUACUUCUUUUUUUUGUUAUGACUUUGACUGAGUGACUAGAGUUAGAGUGUACUACUUAGCUAUUUCUUAUUCGAGAGAGUUGCAAGAUUUUCUUGGUCUUCUUCGGUCUGAGUCAUCAUUUAGCUCUCCUGUAUGAAGAGCGGAUGGAUCACGGCUGUGUGACGUCUAACACUUCCCCAAUCCUUCGAGCGGAUCGGAAAGAGUACCUACGCCAACGUCCCUCAGAAGGUGACUUUGGAUGUCUACGUGCAUGCGAAGCAGGCUCUACACGAAGCAGAACGAAGAGAGAGACAUGUAAGGUGGCUUGGUUUGGACUACAAGGCGUAUUUGACACGGCAACUAGGAGAGAACAAACGCGGGGAUCAUUGGAUGAUGUAUAAGAAUUAAGACGGUGUUUUGUACUAUCGUAGUGCUGGUGGAGGUUAGUGGUAUAUGAAAUACUAUUAAUACUUUUCGGAGAACAACUACGGAUGAAUACCUAAAGGGGACUACUAUGUAGUUCUAGUGGUAGAAGGUGUCUACUUUUUUUCCGUCGCAUAGAAGUAAAUGCAGGAUGAGAACGCGAUGCCCCGUUUUUAAUUCUUCAUGGUAGACUCAUUUGCUCACAAAAACGGGUGUUCCCUGUUGCUGUUCCAUUUCCUUGUUUCUUUAGCAUCCUCUCUAAGGACCCCACAGCUUCCUGAAAAAGAUGGAUCUCUCUGACGACGUGGCAGCUUAUUCUGGUUGGCAGAUCGUCAUGCAGUGCAAAGGGACGUCGCUUUUCUUGUCCUGUAUCUUCCUCAGACGACACUUUUGUCCGCCAUUGUUGGACACCGUUCAAGAUGUCGUG
This is a messenger RNA of Amoebophrya sp. A25, 2488 nucleotides long. NCBI's taxonomy places the organism in Eukaryota, Dinophyceae, Syndiniales, Amoebophryaceae. The record is from the annotation of a GenBank genome assembly.